UCUCUCUCUCUCUCUCUCUCUCUCUCAAACUUUCUCUGUCUAAAAAGUCUUGUGGAGACUGGAGACGACCACGGCCAUUGCUGGCCUGCUGAGUGCUAACGUUCUCCAAAUUUAGCUAAAGAAAGAGACCGUAGGGUUUCCUACACUGGUCGAUACGGUUGCGUACAGUGAGGGAGAGAGGGAGAUCUGGUUUCGUUUCGGCGGAAUGGAGGAAGAGAAAGGGGCAGUAGUUCAGAGUUUGAUUGAUACGGUGAAUGAGAUUGCUUCGAUCUCUGAUUAUAGAGUUACGGUGAAGAAGCAGUAUUGCAAUUUAGCGAGAAGAUUGAAGCUUUUGACGCCAAUGUUCGAGGAGAUUAGAGAAAGCAAGGAGCCGAUUCCUGAAGAGACUGCGAAAGCUUUAGUUUUGUUAAAACAGGCUCUGGAUUCAGCAAAGGAGUUGCUCAAAUUUGGCAGCGAAGGCAGUAAGAUUUACCUGGUCUUGGAGAGGGAACAAAUUAUGAAAAAGUAUCACGAUGUGACAACUCAACUGGAACAAGCUCUAAGUGGAAUUUCCUAUGAAAACCUUGAUAUAUCAGAUGAAGUUAAGGAACAGGUUGAGCUUGUCCAUGCUCAGUUCAGGAGAGCGAAAGGAAGGGUUGAUCCUCCCGAUGUGGAGCUGUAUGAAGAUCUAUUAUCCCUUUAUAACAAGAGCAAAGAUGCAGCAAUAGAUCCAGCUGUCCUAAGAAGAUCAUCUGAGAAGUUACAAUUGAAGGGGAUAGCUGACCUUACACAAGAGUCAAUAGCCUUGCAUGAAAUGGUUGCUGCCACUGGCGGUGAUCCUGAGGAAAACAUUGAAAAAAUGUCGAUGCUAUUGAAGAAAAUUAAGGAUUUUGUACAAACAGAAAACCCCAACAUGGACACUCCUGCAAGUGAAAGGAGCCAUCCUCCAAAUGGCAGUGGACAAGCUUCCGCCAAUGGGAAUCACAAGGCCCCAGUUAUACCAGAUGACUUCCGCUGUCCAAUAUCCCUGGAAUUGAUGAAAGAUCCUGUUAUUGUUUCAACAGGCCAGACCUACGAGCGUGCCUGCAUUGAGAAGUGGCUGGAAGCAGGACAUACCACAUGUCCAAAGACUCAACAGGCCCUCAAUGGUACUGCUCUCACACCCAACUUUGUACUGCGCAGCCUCAUAGCCCAGUGGUGUGAAGCAAAUGGGAUUGAACCACCAAAACGACCCAGCAGUUCACGAUGUAACAAAACCUCAUCGGCCUACUCACCUGCUGAGCGUACAAAGAUUGAAAUUCUCCUUCACAAACUCACUUCUGGUAGCCCUGAAGACCAGCGUUCUGCUGCAGGUGAGAUCCGCCUUCUUGCCAAGCGGAAUGCAGAUAAUCGUGUGGCAAUUGCUGAAGCUGGUGCAAUCCCUCUCCUUGUGGGCCUUCUCUCAACACCCGAUUCUCGAAUCCAAGAACAUGCUGUUACUGCCCUUCUCAACCUUUCUAUAUGUGAAGAUAACAAAGGAAGCAUCAUAUCAGCUGGGGCAGUUCCUGGUAUUGUACAUGUGCUCAAGAAGGGCAGCAUGGAAGCUCGGGAAAAUGCUGCAGCCACCCUUUUCAGUCUUUCGGUUGUGGAUGAAAAUAAAGUUACAAUAGGUUCUUCAGGAGCUAUCCCUCCACUUGUGACACUUCUAAGUGAGGGUACACAAAGGGGGAAAAAAGAUGCUGCAACAGCACUUUUCAACUUGUGCAUCUAUCAGGGGAACAAGGGAAAGGCAGUGAGGGCUGGAGUUGUGCCCACACUAAUGCGUCUGCUGACAGAACCUGGAGGUGGAAUGGUGGAUGAAGCACUUGCUAUUUUAGCUAUACUAGCUAGCCACCCUGAAGGGAAGGCAGCCAUUGGAUCUGCAGAGGCAGUGUCAGUUUUGGUGGAAGUUAUUGGGAACGGAUCCCCAAGGAACAGGGAGAACGCAGCUGCGGUUUUGGUGCACCUUUGUGCCGGCGACCAGAAAUAUUUGGCAGAAGCGCAAGAGCUUGGAGUAAUGGGGCCUCUAGUAGAUUUGGCCCAAAAUGGAACAGACCGGGGAAAGAGGAAGGCGCAACAGUUGAUUGAGCGAAUGAGCAGGUUUGUUGGGCAGCAAAAGCAGGCUCAGGCACAAACUGAAACUCAAUCUCAGGUUCAGACUCAGCAGCCCCAGCCAUCCUCCAUAUCAAAUCCUGCUGAUAAAUGACAUUUUUAGUUCAUCAUUUUCACAAUUGAGUUCUUCUUUUUCCUUUGUUAUUCUGUUUCGUUUCAUCAAACUUGGAGAUGCGGCCUUGAUUUGGAAGGGGAGGUGGAAGAUCACCAGUCCAGUUUGUAAGUUAUUGAUUUGUUUAUGUUGGACGAGAAGUACAUUUUAAAAGAGAGUAUCCAUCAUCCAUCAAAGGGGAAGCAAAAGAGAAAUACUCAGCUGUGACGCGUCUGACAUGUGAACCAUUGUGGUAUGUAAUCAUCCUCAGUUUUUAUUGAAGAGAUGUGUCCUACUCCUGUGUAUUCAAUAUCAAACCAUGUAAGAUACUACUACUGAUCAAUGAUGGAAUUGGAGAAAUCAGAUGAAUAUCAAACCAUCUGUUUUUUCUCUGAAUUGUUUAAAGUCUA
Messenger RNA from Manihot esculenta (cassava), 2610 nucleotides. RefSeq names its product U-box domain-containing protein 13. NCBI's taxonomy places the organism in Eukaryota, Viridiplantae, Streptophyta, Magnoliopsida, Malpighiales, Euphorbiaceae. Gene Ontology annotation, molecular function: protein binding; ubiquitin-protein transferase activity. Gene Ontology annotation, cellular component: nucleus; cytoplasm. Bases 206 to 2203 code for a protein of 665 amino acids. Gene Ontology annotation, biological process: cell surface receptor signaling pathway; protein ubiquitination. The record is from RefSeq and is a predicted model, not a curated record. The transcript is spliced from 4 exons.